AUGGUGAUCGAACCGGAUGGUAAUGCUCAUGGAGUGUUCGUAUUGAAUACCAACGCGCAGGAGGUGACAACAGCACCAGGACCGACUCUUAUUUACCGCACAAUAGGGGGAAAUCUUGAUCUUUACUUCUUCCCCGGGCCGACACCGGAAGAAGUUACACAGCAGUACCUAGAACUGAUUGGAAAACCUUUCUUGCCCGCUUACUGGGCGCUCGGAUUCCAAAUCAGUCGUUACGGGUAUAAACAUUUUGGCGAACUAAACGCAACAAUUGAAAGGAAUAUCGCUGCUGGAAUACCAUUCGAUACAGUUGUUUGUGACAUCGAUUACAUGGACUCGUGGAGAGAUUUCACCAUUGGAGAUGUGAAAAUCUGCUUGAACUUUAUUUUUAACUUCAAGAAUUUGCCGGCAUACAUUAGGACGUUGCGCAGCAGGGGAAUGCGAAGUGUAUUCAUAUUUGAUCACGCUAUAGCAGUUAACUAUACGCCUUUCGAAAGAGCAAUGAAAGCGGGAGCUCGAUUUGUUGAAUGGGAAAGGAAGGACCAAGUGAUGCGUUCCGCUCAAGAACGUUAUGCACUGGUCAAUGACACGAAAAUAAUGCUUGGCGUCUUGUUUCCGAGCGAUUAUACGGCUUUCCCUGAUUUUUUAGAUGAUAAUACAGCAAAUUGGUGGAUUGACGAAUUUGCAAAAUUUCAUGAAGAG
This is a messenger RNA of Strongylus vulgaris, 699 nucleotides long. The record is from the annotation of a GenBank genome assembly. Lineage: Eukaryota; Metazoa; Nematoda; Chromadorea; Rhabditida; Strongylidae.